This is a messenger RNA of Archocentrus centrarchus (flier cichlid), 3535 nucleotides long. RefSeq names its product B-cadherin-like. Gene Ontology annotation, biological process: cell morphogenesis; adherens junction organization; multicellular organism development. NCBI's taxonomy places the organism in Eukaryota, Metazoa, Chordata, Actinopteri, Cichliformes, Cichlidae. The record is from RefSeq and is a predicted model, not a curated record. Gene Ontology annotation, molecular function: cadherin binding; calcium ion binding; beta-catenin binding. The transcript is spliced from 18 exons. Gene Ontology annotation, cellular component: adherens junction; catenin complex; cytoplasm. Bases 169 to 2865 code for a protein of 898 amino acids.
UACCUGAAGCAGAGCUUACUGAGCGCGUUCUCAUUUACUGAAACUACCUUCACGGGCGACAGGAAGACUUUAGGAAGAGAGUUCGCAGAGGAAUAUAAUUAUUGUUCUUUUCAUUUUUUGUUUUCGAUCGUCUACUUGCGGGGAAUACUAAAAAGAGGAUUUAGCCCGAUGGGGACCGCUCGGUUCGCGGUUUUUGGUGCUUUCAUCGUCGUUUUUCAGGUCUCAGCACUAGUGAUAGCUGAGAGGCCAGCAUGUGUGCCUGGGUUUGAGUCAGAUCUGCUGGUUUUCAGAGUGUCCAGGCAACACCUGAGGCCGGGCAUGAGGCUGGGCAGAGUGCGCUUCACCGACUGCACAGACCGCUCAGUAUUUCCUUUCAGCAGUGAUGACAGUCACUUUGGCUUAAAGGCAGACGGUGUGUUAAUGGUAAAGCGACAGGUUGUUCUUCAUAAAGGACACCGGACCUUCUUCAUCCACUCCUGGGACUCUGAAGGUCACAAAGUAACAGUUCCAGUCAGUGUGGUUCACCCUGAGCAUCACCAUGGGCACCAUCACCAUGAAGACCAGAUAAACUACAACCAUGAGCAUCACAGUACUGAAGUGGACUCUGCUAACAGCACAGAGACUGCAACUGAUCCACAAGUGCCUGUUCUGCACUUCCCCAAGUCUGCUGAAGGGCUGAGGAGGAGGAAGAGAGACUGGGUUAUUCCUCCACUCAGUGUUUCUGAGAAUCACAGAGGACCCUAUCCCCUAAAAGUAGCUCAGAUCCGUUCCAAUGAAGAUAAAACCAAGAAGAUCUAUUACAGCAUCACUGGUCCAGGAGCUAAUCUGCCUCCUGUUAAUCGUUUCACCAUGGACAGAAACACUGGCAAUCUGUAUGUCACACAGCCACUCGACAGAGAGGAAACAGCCAAGUACACAUUUGAAGCACAUGCUGUGGGAGACGGAGAAGGAGUCGUUGAGGAGCCCAUGGAGAUUAUAGUCAAUGUGAUUGACCAAAACGACAACAAACCUCAGUUUAUCACUCAGUACAAAGGAGAGGUUCCUGAGGCCUCUGCCGUCGGGUUUGAGCUGCUCACGGUUGAGGCCAUAGAUUUGGAUGAGCCAAAUACUGACAACUCAGAUAUCCGCUACCGUAUUCUGAACCAGGAUCCACAACUGCCCAGUGCCCACAUGUUUGAAAUCAACUCAAUCAGUGGAACCAUCAGAGUUGCUGCUGCUGGACUCGACAGAGAGAAAUACCCACAAUACACUCUGACAGUAGAAGCAGCAGAUAUGAAGGGAGAAGGCUUAAGUGGACAAACAAAAGUAAUCCUCACGGUGACGGACAGCAAUGACAACGCUCCGGUCUUCACUCAGCUGUCUUAUAAUGCACUGGUGGAAGAAAACAAAAAGGAUGUUGAGGUUGUUAAGAUGUCAGUAACAGAUGGUGAUGAACCCCAGUCUGCAGCCUGGAAUGCUGUGUUCAAGAUCAUCAGUGGUGAUCCUGAAGGACUUUUCACAGUCAAAACAGGACCUAACAAACAGGAAGGAAUCAUUUCUACUGCCAAGGAGCUGGACUUUGAGAGGAGCAGCAAGCACACUCUGUUGGUUACAGUGGAGAAUGAGGUUCCUUUUGCUGUUCCAGUCACCACUUCCACGGCCACAGUGGUGGUGAGUGUGAAGGACGUGAAUGAAGCUCCAGUCUUUGAUCCAAAGGAGAAGCUUGUGGUGAAACCAGAGAACCUUGCUGAGAACCAAGAUGUGGUGCAGUACACCGCUUCAGACCCUGAUACUGCACGCAAGCAGACAGUCUCGUACAAGAUGAUCAGUGACCCUGCAGGCUGGCUGAAUGUGGACAAGGACACAGGCCUAAUUAAAGUGAGAAGAUCCAUGGACAGAGAGUCCCCCUUUGUUAUAGACAACAGAUACAUCGCAAGAAUUGGUGCAUAUGAUAAUGAUGCAGUCCCAGCUACAGGAACUGGUACUCUGAUCAUUGAGCUGGAAGAUGUCAAUGACAAUGCUCCCACCAUUGAUCAGCGUGAAAUCCAGGUGUGUAACAAGGACACAGUUCCUCAGCUGCUCUCAGUAACAGAUAAAGAUGGACCAGAAUUUGCGGCUCCAUACUCAGUGUCUCUGCAGGGCUCGUCGAAGGCCAACUGGAUCGCUAGGAUGAAUGGAACCAGAACAGGCAUCAUCCUGACUUUAUCCACUGAGCUGCCCAGUGGAGAGUACAGUGUGUUACUGAGAGUGGGAGAUAAACAUGGCCUGGAGCAGGAAAACACCAUCAAAGCCAAAGUGUGUGACUGUAAGGGAGCAGAAGUGACGUGCACUGAUCGUGCUAUAGGGGGCACCAGCCUGCCCCUUAUCCUGGGAAUACUUGGAGCCAUCCUGCUGCUUGCGCUGGUGAUGCUAGCACUGCUGUUUGCAAGACAGAAGAAAGAGAAGAAGGAGCCGCUGCUGCAGGAUGAUGGCAUCAGAGACAACAUCUAUUACUAUGAUGAAGAGGGAGGUGGAGAAGAUGAUCAGGACUAUGAUCUGAGUGUUCUCCACCGUGGUCUGGACAACCGGCCCGAGGUGUUCAGGAAUGACGUGGCGCCAAACUUCAUGCCUGCUCCUCAGUACCGGCCUCGGCCUGCCAACCCAGAAGAGAUCGGCAACUUCAUUGAUGAUAACCUGAAGGCAGCAGACAACGAUCCCACGGCGCCCCCCUAUGACUCCCUGCUGGUGUUUGACUACGAGGGGGGUGGCUCUGAUGCAGGAAGCCUCUCGUCUCUGAACUCGUCAGGCAGUGGAGACCAGAACUAUGACUGCCUCAAUCAGUGGGGCCCCCGCUUCAAGAAACUGGCCGACAUGUACGGAGGAGGUGAAGAUGAUGACAUGCUGUAAACGCGCCGUGUGGCUGCGUUUGUUUAAUAUGUGAAAGCAAGCCAAGAAAGCGACUUUCAGCUACACAUUAGUGGGACGCUUGUUUCUGUUUGUGUGUAUUGUGGUUUGCCUUUUCACUGCAGUCCCAUUAGCAGGUAUCAGCCAAUGCUCAGAAGCCAAAGGAUGAGUUUUUGUUUUUUAAAAAUCCAUGAGUUGUUUUGAAUGCUUCGUCUCUGAAUGCCUUUUUUACAUCCCCGUUUGACCUGUAGGCUAAAGGCUAAAAUGCUUUGUUACUUUUCUGUUGAAUGAGUGCUGGAGCCACAGUGCACAUAUUUGAAUCUGCUGGAGCUUUCUGGGUGAUGACAGAGACUCAGAGGUUUGUCAGUCACACUUAAAAUAUUUGCUUAUACUAGCAAACAUGUUUCUGUUUGUUCUGUAGGGUUUGUGCUGUUUUCCAUUUGUUUAUAAAGUAGAAAUGAUCAAAUCCAGGAAGCUUCGCAGUGCCACAGCACCCUUUGACCUUGUGCUCAGUGAGUUAUGAAUAAAUGCUUUUUAAAAUUGUUUCUCAGGCAUCUGUUCAGUAAAUGUCUUUAUUACAAUGCUUUGUCAGAAACAAAAUCUUAGAGGUACUUUAUUAUAAAUGCUUUGUGAAAUCAGGGUUUUUUUCUUCAUUAAAAUUGUCUUAAUACAA